GGAAUACUUACCGCUCUACUAACAUGAAACUGACCCAUCAAUCAACCUUUUGAUCCCUGCCGCCAUUGAACCCUGAUUUUCAGUCCCCAUUCCACCAACUGCCAUCACCUACCCACAACUUGAGUCAAACUUGCCCAAUACCUAGCUCCAGCAAAUCCCAUUUUCUAUCAUUACAAAAUCUGUACAGUAAAUCAUCUCAAUCUUCGUAGUCUGCAAGUUUUCCCUUCAUCAAUCGUCCAUGAAGUGCUCGUAAACUUGUCGUCGCUUGUUGAAACAAGUGGCGGCGCCUUGCUGCUGUUUCAUUCAGUUGCUGCAUCGCCUUCUCUCGUAUCUUUCCGCGCUCAUCAAUCGCUGCCUUUGCUGCCCGCGUCCCCCGGAGAAACCUAUCACUAUCCUUCUUCCACGUUUCAUUGAGCGCUUGCCUCUCUUGGACUUACCUCGACUAAUCCAUGGAGUUUCUCUGCUAUCUCUGCAUUCGGCCCGGCCGGUCGUGUCUGUCUGGGAGAGACUCCAUUGCCGCGGACUUUGUCAUGCUCCAUGGCCUGUUCCACUUCGGCAGUCGCUUCAUUUUGUCCCUGCAGGGACGCCAGUAUCUGAGCAUGAAGGUCUUUAUCACUUGAACUUGGCUCGGGGUGCAAGUUGACCGGCUCAGCUUUGACCUUCGUAUUAGGUUUGGGUCUCAAUCCCACUCUGGUCUUGUCAUGAAUGGCCUCUGCAGCUGCCAGACUAGAGAGAUACUCUUGUUGUAAGUGAUUGCCAUCAGGAUAUGGGGAUUCCUAUUCCGCAGUUCUUCGAAGGCGUUGGGAUCUUCUAGGCUCCGUCUGCUGAUUGCGCUUGGGCACUUUCGCAGAUACAACUUCUUCCAUAGCACUUGGACUUGUUCCACCGACAAGCUGUGCUGGGCUUGUUUCAAGUGGUAACGGGCUACCCACCUGACUGAUACUGAAGCUCCUUGAUGACUUACUGAUCUUGCGAGGUGGGUGAGAAACAUCAAUGAUGGGGUCAACUGUCGUAGCAGGUCUUUUCAAGGUCCUUGCUUGUGAGGUAUCUUGUUGAACGAGAAUGUUGGUGUCGCGAGCCGACAAAACCUUCCUUCGGCCCUUUUGAGCUGCACGGUUUCCCCUCGUGCUUGGAAGAGGUUCUUCAACAACCUUCUUGGAGUCAGGCUUAACAGUCAUGGUUGUCUUCUGCCUAGAGAUUUGUUCUUCUGGAGGACGUGAAGGGUGAGAGGCCUCGGGCUUCUGCGGUAGGGUCUGCGGGCGUGUAGACGGCUGCGCUUUCUCACGGUGAGCAUGGCCUACUGGUUCCACGUCGACAAUUGGGUCAACGAGCAACUCUCCCAUCACUGAUUGAGUCUUCCUUGCUGAUUGCCUCUUCUCUUUUGGUUGCAAGUCUUCAAUUGGAACGAAGGCAUCGUCAUCAUCGGAAAACAAGGAGCUUUCAGGGUCACUAGAGAGCACGAUAGGGUCCUGAGUCGAUCCCUGAGUCUCAUUUCUCUUUCCUGGUGUCUCUUGGGCCUUUAAAGGCUGCGACACUGGUGCUUUUUCCUCUUUCACCUUGGCUCGAGUUAUUCUCUUUUUGAUCGCGGGCGCAGGCUUAGCUGCCACUUUUGUAGCAGGAACUGCACGUUCUUCAGCUGUAUGAGGUUUGUCCUGAGGUACCACGUUCUUCAAAUCUGACUUUCGUGUGGCUGGGGGGGCUUUCUGGGAAGCAUCUUGAGCAGGCGGUUUGCGCUUUGGCGCAGGUUUUCGUUUCGAGCCGGGUGUUCCUUUCCCUGCACUUGAAAUGGGAGAGACAGAGGCAGCAUGCGAUUUUCUGAGAUUGCUCACGAUGGGCAUGCGAGGUUGCUGUUCCGCUGCCUUCCGUGGUGUUGCCUCUUUUAUUUCAUGUGUCUCUUCGUCGAAUUGAAUGGGAGUCUUCGCUCGUUGUCUCCGGCCUUUCCUUUCCUUGGGUCGUUGCUCACUUGUCCGUACAUCCUGAGUUAUCGCAGCGGCAGGCUUCCUUUUUGGUGUCUCUUUGCCUUUGAGAGCGCUGUUCUUCCGCUUUGGGAGCUUUGCUGGUAGCUUUUCAGGGGGUGAAGAUGCUUGCUCCUGUCUUUCGUCUUCUCCUGAUGGAUCCAGUUCCUCCUCUAACAGUCUCGUAAGUGCAUCAUGGCUUUUUGAGGCCUUCCCCGGCCUGCCUUUUGUCUUUGAGUUCUGCGACGAAUUUGGCUUCUUAGUACGCUGGGACCUUUCUGUGGCAGCUUCAGGUGCUUCCUCCUCUUUUCGCGAUGUCUCAGCUUCAAGCUCAGCCGUCGACUUGGGAGGCGUGACAUCAUAUAGCUCGUCUUCCGGCAAGUGAUCCAUGGUUGCUGAUUUAGGGAAAGGCGGUAAUCCGAGAGCCUGUAUCGAAUCGGGGAUGGUACUUGGUAGUGGUGCCAAAGGAUUGUUUUCCAGGAUAUUUAGUGCCUCGUCAUCUCCAAUCUGAGAGGCAGCCAACGAAUAAUAAGGUGAACUUCGUCGUACAGUAGAAGCUGUCUCAGAAAAGUCAACAAGAGGAGGUUCUUUGCUUUCCUGAUCAGGCUCUGAUGGCAGUGGCUGAGUGUUGGGAAGCUUGCCUAGGCCGGACUUUGGACUGGAAAAUUCGUCGAGAAGAGAAUCUUGGUUAUCUAAAAACGUUGGUUCGUCUUCCCGUAGAGGCGUGCUUCGGCGUGUUGAACCGAUUUCAGACCAUGAGAAAUCAACAGGCGGUUGAGCGGAUGGAGCGGCUUCAGCUUCAACCAGCUGCAUUAGAUCAUCCUCAUUGAGGUCAUCAUCAAAUUCAUUUGUUGACGGUAUCUCAGAAUUUGGAAGUUCGGAAUUUGCAUUCUGAUUUGGUAAUGCCGGUGUUGGAUCCUGAGGCUGAACUCCACGAGGAGACUGAUCGUGACGAUUUGGAGUCGUGUCGAGUUGCCCAAUGGCUCUAAUCCUCUCUGAAUGCCGCUUACCCUUUAGGCGUGGGCCAGACUUCCCACCUCUUCGAGGCAUUGGUGCACACUUUGCAAGACAGUUAGUGGAUGAAACUGUAUUGGAGGGGUACACAGCGUUGGUUGUAGGGGAUCUGACUUACAGUUCCCCCAAACGAUUAGAGGGUGUAAUUUGGGCUAUCACCUACCGCCGUAAAUGGGUGAGAACUAAACGAUGCCGAGAUCACAAGCGAGAUCAAAGAAUGUUUGAGAACGUUUUGCGAUUUGGUAAGGGGAUCACGUUGGCUGAGAUGGGUAGGAGCAGAUGGUGGAAGCUGCUGGCAAAAUGGAAGGAGCGGUCACCUUCGAGAGGUUGAAUGCCUCUUGCCUACUUCAUUGCGAUGGCACUUGCCCACUCAUUCGUGAAUCACUGCGUGUAAAUGGAUUUUUUAAAAUUCCUUAAGGUACGAUAAAUAAAAGCGCUACAGGCACCACGUUUAUGUCAUCACCUUAGUAUUCAAUAUCAAGACAAUACAAUUAGUUCUCUACAACGCCAACUCCAAUAUCAACAGGCCAACUUGGGUACACUUAACGCACACAAACUACACUUCACCCUAUCCUGGCAUACAAAAUCAAGAACAACCCUUCACUGGCUUAGACGAAAUGAUGAAUAUAGAUGGUAGUAGACAACGUCAGUUGUUGAAGUGGUUGAAUUUGUCCAGCCUACCCUGC
Messenger RNA from Fusarium odoratissimum NRRL 54006, 3655 nucleotides. RefSeq lists its product as uncharacterized. NCBI's taxonomy places the organism in Eukaryota, Fungi, Ascomycota, Sordariomycetes, Hypocreales, Nectriaceae. The record is from RefSeq and is a predicted model, not a curated record. The coding region runs from base 2935 to 3300 and encodes 121 amino acids. The transcript has 2 exons.